This is a messenger RNA of Strigops habroptila (Kakapo), 2589 nucleotides long. Its product is annotated as proline dehydrogenase 1, mitochondrial-like. Lineage: Eukaryota; Metazoa; Chordata; Aves; Psittaciformes; Psittacidae. Gene Ontology annotation, molecular function: proline dehydrogenase activity; FAD binding. The transcript is spliced from 14 exons. Gene Ontology annotation, cellular component: mitochondrion. Bases 3 to 1838 code for a protein of 611 amino acids. The record is from RefSeq and is a predicted model, not a curated record.
CCAUGGCUGCGCCGCCCGCGGUCCGGGCGCUCUGCGCUGCCGCCCGCCUGGGCGUCCCCCGCCGCCUGCGCUCCGCGCCCGCCACCGCGCCCCGCGGGACAGCUCCGCCGCCGGCUGCGGGCAGCGGGGCCCGGCAGGUGCUGCAGCCGCCUCCCCCGCCGCGGGGCGCGGAGCGGGACCCGCCGCCGGUCGUGGAUUUCGGGGACACGCGGGAGGCCUUCCGCAGCAAGAGCAGCGCCGAGCUGCUGCGCGGGCUGGUGGUGCUGGGGCUCUGCGCUGUGGGGCCGCUGGUGGAGCACAACCGGGAGCUGCUGCGGCUGUGCCAGCGGGUGCUGGGGCAGGCGCUGUUCGAGCGGCUGAUGAAGAUGACCUUCUACGGGCAGUUCGUGGCCGGGGAGGACCAGGAGGCCAUCAAGCCGCUCAUCCGGCGGAACCAGGCGUUCGGCGUGGGCGCCGUGCUGGACUACAGCGUGGAGGAGGACCUGAGCACCGAGGAGGCCGAGCGCCAGGAGCUGGACUCCUGCACCUCUGCAGCCGAGAAGGAGAUGGGAGGAGCAGAACAAAGGGAGAAGCAAUAUCGAGCCCACCCGGGCUUUGGAGACCGCCGUGGUGGGGUCAUCAGCGCCCGCACUUACUUCUAUGCUGAUGAGGCCAAGUGUGACCAGCACAUGGAGACCUUCCUCCACUGCAUCGAUGCAUCAAGUGGCAGCUCUGAGAAUGGCUUCUCGGCCAUCAAGCUGACAGCACUGGGCAGACCUCAGUUCCUGCUGCAGUUCUCAGAGGUGCUGGUCAAGUGGCGGAGGUUCUUCCACCAGAUGGCUGCAGAGCAGGGCCAGGCCGGGCGGGCAGCGCUGGAGGUGCGGCUGGAGGCAGAGAAGCUGCGGGAGGCUCUGGCCAACCUCGGCAUCGCAACCAAGGCAGAGACCCAGCGCUGGUUCACCGGUGAGAACCUGGGCAUAAGCGGCACCGUGGACCUGCUGGACUGGAACAGCCUCAUCGACAGCCGCACCAAGCUCUCCAAGCUGCUGCUUGUGCCCAACAUGCAGACUGGGCAGCUUGAGCCUCUGCUCUCACGCUUCACUGAGGAGGAGGAUCUGCAGAUGAAGAGGAUGCUGCAGCGGAUGGAUGUCCUUGCCAAGAGAGCCACCGAGACAGGCGUGAGGCUGAUGGUGGACGCAGAGCAGAGCUACUUCCAGCCCGCCAUCAGCCGCCUCACCCUAGAGAUGCAGCGCCGCUUCAACAGGGACCGGGCCAUCAUCUUCAACACCUACCAGUGCUACCUGAAGGAGGCUUAUGACAACGUGACGGUGGACGUGGAGCUGUCACGCCGGGAGGGCUGGCACUUCGGCACCAAGCUGGUCCGUGGCGCCUACAUGGAGCAGGAGCGGGAGCGGGCAGCCCAGAUCGGUUACGAGGAUCCCAUCAAUCCCACCUAUGAGAAGACCAACGAGAUGUACCACAGGUGCCUGGACUAUAUCCUGGAGGAGAUCAAGCACAGCAGGAAAGCCAAUGUCAUGGUGGCAUCUCACAAUGAGGACACAGUGAAGUUCACCCUGCGCAGGAUGAUGGAGCUUGGCAUCCACCCCUCAGAGAAAAAGGUGUAUUUCGGGCAGCUGCUGGGCAUGUGUGACCAGAUCACCUUCCCCCUGGGUCAGGCUGGCUUCCCCGUCUACAAGUACGUGCCCUAUGGGCCAGUGCAGGAGGUGCUGCCUUACCUGUCCCGCAGGGCCCAGGAGAACAGGGGCUUCAUGGAGCGGGCGAACCGGGAGCGGGACCUCCUCUGGAGCGAGGUCAAGCGGCGGCUUCUCACCGGCACCUUCUUUAGCUCCAGCCACUAACCCUAACCCUGGCUUCCAGCCCAGCACCUCCUGUGCCUUCACCUAUAACCACUACUGCCCUUCCCAGCCUAGCUCUGCUGCAGUUCCCCUCCCAGCACUUUUUUCCCGAGGAGAGGAUGUGUCCUUGGUGAUCUUUGAGCCACACACACCUCCUCGAGGUCACUACUGAGAGCUGCCCCAGCUAGCACUGCCCUAAGGGCUGUCGCCUCAUCCCAGGGACUCAAGCUGGGCUGCCUCAGGGGACGUGCUGUGGUCACCCCCUCUCCGUGAGCACUGUCCUGGGGGCUUCCCAUUGCAGCAGCAGGGUUGGCUGCUGUGUGCCAUGGGCUCAGUCCAUGGUGGGCUGCGCAGCUCAGAGACAAGCUGGCCUCAGUCACAAGUUCCUCCAUCCUCUGCCAGGGCUGGGGCUUGUUUUCUUCCAGCUCUGUGGAGGCAGAGGCCACAGUGACCUGGGCAGGGGCAGGCUCAGUGCUGCCGGUCUCAGGGUAGCCACUGCCUGGCUGCUCACCAGCUUUGCACAGCCUGUCCCGCGGGGUGCAGCAGAGCUGGUGCUGCCCGCGCUGGUCCAGUGGGCAGGAGGAGCGAGAGGAGGCGGCCCGCUCUGUCCCUGCCCUUCCCACAGUCCCCACUCCAGUGCUGGGUCAGGUCUGUGCUGCAGGCACUGGCAGUGGGAACACCCGGAGCACAGCUCGCCUCUGUUGUACGCUGGAUUGGUGGAGAACGGUGAUGAUUAAAUCACAACUGUUCUUGC